ACUGAAACCGUCUUUUUUUUUUUACUUAACGGAUACUGCAAAUGUUUUUUGUACUGAAAACGCUGGAAAAGAACUGAACUUUUGUCCAAAAUAUAGAUCGCGCGAGUGAACGGCAAGCCAGCCAGCAUGAGUGUCCCUCUGUACGCGCCGACUGCCAUCCAACAAUCUCACCCGACUCCUUUCUACAUAGAAGACAUUCUAGGGAGGACCGAUCACACCACCAGCAACUCUUCAUCUACUUCUCCCUCCACUUCCACCGCCUCGUCAUGCUCAUCCACUCCGGUCAUCCCGACGCCGACUUUCCCGUCGCCUAACUCCUCCUUUACAAACUUCAUCUCAACUUAUCGGACGCCAAUUUACGAACCGACGCCGAUUCAUCCGGUGCUGUCGCACCACCACGCGACCGCCGCUUUCGCGGCCUGCACGUACGCCUCCGCUGGAGCUUUCGCAGGCUCCGUGUAUCCUUUUCACCAUCAGCAGCACCACCGAGCGCUGGGGGAGUACGCACAUACCCUGCUAAGACACGACCCUUUCGGGAAACCUCUGCUGUGGACCCCCUCCAUCCAGCGGCCCUUACAUAAGCGAAAAGGCGGUCAGGUCCGUUUCUCGAACGACCAAACCAUCGAAUUGGAGAAGAAAUUCGAAACCCAGAAGUACCUUUCACCCCCGGAGAGGAAACGACUUGCCAAGAUGUUGCAGCUAAGCGAGCGGCAGGUGAAAACCUGGUUUCAAAAUCGACGUGCAAAAUGGCGAAGACUCAAACAGGAAAAUCCACAAGGAGGUAAACCGGAGGAGGACGCCAGUGGUGCGGCGGGGAGGAAUGACAAAGGAGACGGGACGUCCGAACAGUCCGGGGUCCUGCGCACAGAGCAGACACGGACGGUGGCGGACUCCCACGUGGUUGAAGCGGGCGACAGUGGGCGAGCCAUGUCGCCACAACAAUCCUUCGCGGAACCGGAAUGGAGCCUUUCAGACGACACAGACCUGGAGCUGGACAUAGAGGACGACAAUGAGUUCACACUGACCCACCAGCUCUGAGGCGGGUGAAGACACAAUCGUUUGUAUAUAAUGUAUGUGAAGUGCAUGUUACUGUUUGUACUGUAAAUUCAUAGAUUUGCUCCGUUUUAAUUUUGACAAAAUCAAACACACUCACAGAUUAGCCAAAUGUUUAUGUCAAUGGUUGUCCCAUCACCACAUCCAACUUCAAAUAUCUUAUCAUCGGGACCUCACGCAAACACUGUCAGUGGGAGUUUUUCAGUACGAAGAUUAGGUUAAUAAUUUAUUGAACUCAGAACAGCGGGACAGAUAGCGGAGCAACUGAUUGAUCAUCAAUAUUUGCACAGAUUUUUUUUUCCUCGCGGAUUAUGGUAGUUGAAGAAAUGUCAGUUAAAUCCAAGUGUAUUUUAACAGGACGGUGGGUGACUUUGGGGAACGAGAAUCUAUUUGUGACUUGUGUGUCGUCGUUUCGAGGUCAUAAUUGCAUUUACACAAUAAAUUUGACUAGGUUCAAUGGC
Molecule: messenger RNA, 1514 nt
Organism: Hippocampus comes (tiger tail seahorse)
Lineage: Eukaryota; Metazoa; Chordata; Actinopteri; Syngnathiformes; Syngnathidae
Gene: hhex
Product: hematopoietically expressed homeobox
Exons: 5
Coding region: 127-1038 (303 amino acids)
Biological process (GO): regulation of transcription by RNA polymerase II; cell differentiation
Molecular function (GO): RNA polymerase II cis-regulatory region sequence-specific DNA binding; DNA-binding transcription factor activity, RNA polymerase II-specific
Source: RefSeq, a predicted model, not a curated record